Messenger RNA from Alexandromys fortis (reed vole), 2736 nucleotides. It is a transcript of the gene Ddx55, whose product is annotated as DEAD-box helicase 55. Gene Ontology annotation, cellular component: nucleolus. The transcript has 14 exons. The record is from RefSeq and is a predicted model, not a curated record. The coding region runs from base 241 to 1914 and encodes 557 amino acids. Gene Ontology annotation, molecular function: RNA helicase activity; nucleic acid binding; ATP binding. Lineage: Eukaryota; Metazoa; Chordata; Mammalia; Rodentia; Cricetidae.
CCACUGGGAAGCGAGGCCGAGCGGUCAGCCGCUCGAAUGCAGCCUCGGGGAUCGGGGCAGUGCCACGCGUGUUCACGAUACCCACUCCGGGGUCUCAGAGCUUCGUGCCUGUCCUGCCUGCUCUAGCGACUUCGGAGAGUGGCUCCUUCUAUGCCCUUUCCGUCUGAGAAAUGAUGACAGUCACUUUCUUCAUAGCAUUGUGGGGACUAAAUAAUCCAGUCGGCCACCAUCCCUCUGUUCAUGAAAAACAAAGAUGUUGCUGCGGAGGCUGUGACAGGUAGUGGGAAAACCCUGGCCUUUGUCAUCCCCAUUGUGGAGAUUCUUCUGAGAAGGGAGGAGAAGUUAAAGAAGAGCCAGGUCGGAGCCAUCAUCAUUACUCCCACUCGGGAGCUGGCCAUUCAGAUUGACGAGGUCCUUUCGCACUUCACAAAGCACUUCCCACAGUUCAGUCAGAUCUUGUGGAUCGGAGGCCGGAACCCUGGAGAAGAUGUGGAGAGGUUCAAGCAGCAUGGUGGGAACAUCAUUGUGGCAACCCCAGGCCGCCUGGAGGACAUGUUCCGGAGGAAGGCUGAGGGUCUGGACCUGGCCAGCUGUGUGAGAAGCUUGGAUGUCCUGGUGCUGGAUGAGGCAGACAGACUUCUUGACAUGGGCUUUGAAGCAAGCAUAAACACCAUCCUGGAGUUCUUGCCAAAGCAGAGGAGAACAGGCCUUUUCUCAGCCACGCAGACACAGGAAGUGGAGAACUUGGUGCGAGCGGGCCUCCGGAACCCUGUCCGAAUCUCCGUGAAGGAGAAAGGCGUGGCAGCCAGCAGUACCCAAAAGACCCCAUCCCGCCUAGAGAACCAUUACAUGAUAUGUAAGGCAGAUGAGAAAUUCAAUCAGCUGGUCCAUUUCCUUCGGAACCAUCAGCAGGAGAAGCACCUGGUCUUCUUCAGCACGUGCGCGUGUGUGGAGUACUACGGGAAGGCCCUGGAGGCGCUGCUCAAGAGAGCCAAGAUCCUGUGCAUCCACGGGAAGAUGAAGUACAAGCGCAAUAAGAUCUUCAUGGAGUUCCGCAAGCUGCAGAGUGGGAUCCUGGUGUGCACGGAUGUGAUGGCCCGGGGAAUUGAUAUUCCUGAAGUUAACUGGGUUUUACAGUACGACCCUCCCAGCAAUGCCAGUGCCUUCGUGCAUCGCUGUGGACGCACAGCCCGGAUAGGACACGGUGGCAGCGCUCUGGUGUUCCUACUGCCGAUGGAGGAGGCGUACAUCAACUUCCUGGCCAUUAACCAGAAAUGCCCCCUGCAGGAGAUGAGCCUCCAGAGAAACACAGUAGACCUUCUGCCAAAGCUCCGGGCCAUGGCCAUGGCCGACAGGGCAGUGUUCGAGAAGGGCAUGAAAGCCUUUGUGUCCUUCGUCCAGGCUUAUGCAAAGCACGAGUGCAGCCUCAUCUUCAGGCUGAAGGAUCUCGACUUUGCGAGCCUUGCUCGAGGGUUUGCCCUGCUAAGGAUGCCCAGGAUGCCAGAACUGAGGGGGAAGCAGUUUCCAGAUUUUGUGCCCACAGACAUCGAUACUGACAUGAUUCCAUUUAAAGAUAAAAUUAGAGAAAAGCAGAGGCAGAAACUUUUGGAGCAAAAAAGAAAAGAGAGGACAGAAAAUGAAGGGAGAAGAAAGUUCAUCAAAAAUAAAGCUUGGUCGAAGCAGAAGGCCAAGAAGGAGCGGAAGAAGAAGAUGAAUGCAAAGAGGAAAAAGGAUGAGGGUUCAGAUAUCGAUGACGAGGACAUGCAGGAACUCCUUAAUGAUACAAGGCUCUUGAAAAAGUUUAAGAAAGGUAAGAUCACAGAAGAAGAAUUUGAGAAGGGGUUGCUGACAAGCACCAAAAGAACAGUCCCGCUGACAGACUUAGGGGUCUCAGACUUGGAAGAGGACGGCUGACCUCAGCCUCAGGUGAAGGCUGUUACGCCACUGGCCCACACUCCUGCCCUUCCCGGAAGACUGUUCUGGAAAGCUGUCUGCGCUGACGGGGAAACACCAAAGAACUGGACACCCAUGAGCACUACAGUCCCGCCAGAGUCUCACAGAACUCGUUAUUUGAGUGGAAAUUUGUACUUUAUAACAAAUUUCAGGUGUCAGUAUUGAUUUUGAUUAAGUGUACUUUUUCUGGUGUAAUUUUGUACUUUAUUACUGACUUGAAAAUAUUUUCAUAUAUAUGAAAUAUUUUAUAUGAAUAUAUAUAAAAUAUAUUUUCAUAUAUACUUAAAUUAUUACCAUUUAAAAACAGAUACUGUAGCACACUUGAUUUUAGGCCUUGUAAAAUUUCUAAGUCAUAUGACCUCCCCUCUCCUUCCUCCCGCCCAAAUGUUGCAUGACCUGUGCAGGCCUGUCUGGAGCACCUGCAGAUGCACACGUGGCUAUGCCCAGUGGGUUCUGGGUUCUUUCUCUCCUUUGCAAUAGGGGCUACACUAUGUAGUCCAGGAUGCUUUGAGAAUGAUCCUCCUGCCUCAGGCUCUGUGUGCUGGGGUCACAGGCUGCGCCACCACACCCCGACUAGAGUGAGGACAUUUUCGAAUUGACUGUGGUGCUAUUUUAUUGGCAGAUAGGUGUAAGCCAGGGAUGGAAUUCUGUCCUAAGACAGUGCUGCUAGGCCGUUUGUGGUUUUCCGCCCAACUGUGCUUAUAGUUUCUGGCCUUGGUCUCCUGGUACUGAUGCAAUACCAUAUCCAAAUCGUUCAUAUAAUUUAUUAAAAAAAGAUCCUGA